GACUAUAUUUUAUUCAUAAAAUAUGAAAAGACUAUAUAUCUCGUUUCAUUUAUAGUCAUCCCAAUUGAGUACGGUCUCAAAUAACUCAACUUUAAAAAUGUAUGAAAAACUAGGCUGUUUGGUAUGAUAUCUUCGACUUUCCUGUUGGAAAAUGGAUAUGGAACUACUACUGUCAUUUUUUAGGUGCAGAUUUUGGGAAAGUGUUUUACCUACUUCAAAAUAAAUCGAGGAAGUCAACAAAUUACUAGAAAUAAUGUUGACAAGAACUUUGCUAACGAGAGCUAUUCUGCUCCGUAGGCUGCAAAAUGCUGGCGACAGCUUGAAACAAACCAAACGAAAUGCAGGACAUGGAGUUUGGACGUACCGUGUACCGCCACCAAUGCCUUCCAAAAAAUCGAUUCGGUUAGCUCAAGGGCUUGGUGGAUUGUGCUGGUGGUGGAUUCUGUAUCACAUUGCAACUGAACCUGAGCAUAUAACUGGUGAGUGGCCUUAUAUUGAUCCCAGUACAUGGACUGAUGAAGAGCUUGGAAUUCCUCCUGAUUCAGCAGGAUGCAUAAAGCAUUAAUGCAAAAGUAUAUUAGUCAUUGUACAAAGGAUGUCUUGCUGUUAUUUUGUUUAGAGAAAUAUAAGUUAUUUAAAUAAUGCAAA
This is a messenger RNA of Bombyx mori (domestic silkworm), 648 nucleotides long. Its product is annotated as NADH dehydrogenase [ubiquinone] 1 beta subcomplex subunit 2, mitochondrial. The transcript has 3 exons. The record is from RefSeq and is a predicted model, not a curated record. Lineage: Eukaryota; Metazoa; Arthropoda; Insecta; Lepidoptera; Bombycidae. Bases 254 to 565 code for a protein of 103 amino acids. Gene Ontology annotation, biological process: mitochondrial respiratory chain complex I assembly. Gene Ontology annotation, cellular component: mitochondrial inner membrane.